AUGGCGAAAGUUUACCACCAGGCUAUCGCCAAAAAAUAUGGCCUUUUGAAUAAAACAGUGAGACCGUUUGAGUACCGGCCAAGUAGCAUUCUUGAGAAUGAAAGCUACAAACUAUAUUGGGAUACAUUUAUCACGACGGACCGGUCAGUCAAGCAUAACAGACCGGACAUCCUACUUCAUGAUAAGAAAGGAAAAACAGUAGUGAUUAUAGACGUCGCUAUCCCAGCCGAUGACAACCUCAGCAAAGCCUUCAUCGAAAAACUUACGAAAUACCACGAUCUGGCUUUCGAACUGAAGACCAUCCAUAGCUUACAAUCAACAGCAAUACUACCUUUGGUCAUGUCAACCAAUGGUUUGGUUGAGAAACAUCUGGUUGAGAACACACAGAGACUGGAAUUAGACAAGGAGGUGAUCAGCACUGCCCAAAAGGAAGUAAUCCUUGCUAAUACAAGAUUGGUUAGCACCCUUGGGAGGGAUUCGAUUUUGUUAGCUCCUGUAACACGAAGUAAAACACAGGGCGGUAGGGAGGCUCAGACCGACUCCCUUCGGAACCGUCCAGAUGACCGGUCUGGUGGAGGUACGUGUGGAGCAAGCGGCGCACCCCUCCGAGAUGGCACCGCAAGGCCAAAUCCCGCUUCUCCGCAAGGAGAGAGCCCUGGCAGCUUGAGUGUACAAACUGUUCACUCCGCUGAAAGAAGGCAGCAACGGGAUAGGCGAACGCGCUGGACAAGGAAUGAUAAUUGCAUGGUUAUGCGUGCACACUUUAUAGCAAUGGACCUUGCUGACACUCUGAAUACCACAUAUAGAAACUUGCUCGUCCGAAUUUGGAACGACAUCUUUCCAGACCGACCAACGUACGCACAACUACUCUCCAACAGGGCUAGUUGUUUUCCUGGUACCACGGUGCAGGAAACCACGGACCCAUCAGAAACAGUUGGGAGAAGGUCGAGUACGGGAAUUCGAAGGAGUGGCCUUUUCGUCAGAGAGCAGGAGGAGGUUGCGGUUGAGGCCUGUUUGGCAAGCAAUCUGAUGAGGUUUGCAGGUUUGGCAGCGGAGGACAGACCUAAGAUUCCGCGGCUGAAGUUCUCUAAGGUGGUUCAUGAUGGGGUACAAAGGGUUAAUUCGGGCCUGCUGGAGCGCGUAGCGAGGGUAGGAUCACUGAAGGAGCUGGUGGGCACGGUUUAUGCGGGCGCCGCAACGGUCUGCGAAUUACUCGGGCAGCGGAUCGAGCAAUAUCAAGAUACCCUCAGAACAACCAAUUUACCUCCCUGGCGGCUGCGUCUGGAAAAAAAUAUCACUGGCUUGAGAAAAAAAAUUGGGGUGAUUCAUACUUACCUCAACUCUGUAACACCAAGCGCUAAAGUCCUUAGAGCUGUUAGGAAGGUGGCAUCUGAAGCUCGGAUCAGGCGAAGGGACCCUUCCUUCAGGGAGAAAGUAGCUGUUGUUUCUGACCAACUGAAACAGAAAAUUAAAGCGUUAGGUAACCGAAUCAGGAGAUACAACGAAAGAGUCAAGCGCCACAGAAAUAAUAACUUAUUCAUCAAAAAUCAAAAGCAGUUCUUUCGAGACUUGGAGGAAGGAGAAAGGGUGGGCGAUGGUCAGUUGAAACCAGAGGCUGCGCACAGUUUUUGGUCUAAUGUGUGGUCUAGGGAAAGUGUGUAUGAUGAGGGGGCAAACUGGAUAGGGGAGGCGCAGUCGAGAAUACCCGGCGGGGUGAUGGACGACGUUGGGGUACAGCGAUCGGAUGUGAGCGACGUGCUGCGGCACUGUGGUAACUGGGCGUCUCCGGGACCCGAUAAACUUCACAAUUAUUGGUGGAAGUACUUCACGAGUGUGCAUGAGAAGCUGGCAGCACUUCUUCAGGAAGCAUUGAACAACCCUUCCACGGUACCGGAAUUCUUCACCAUGGGGAUCACAUACCUUAUCCCAAAAAGUAAAAAUAGUGAAGGGCCUGGGGACUACAGACCGAUAACGUGUUUGCCAUCAGUAUACAAAAUACUUACAGGAGUGCUCGCGAAAUACAUCAACAAACACCUCAAAGAGCAUAACAUGAUGGCUGAGGAGCAGGGCGGGUGCCGAAUGAAAACUAAGGGCUGCAAGGAGCUUCUUGUGAUAGACAACAUUAUCACCAAGCAGGCGCGAAAGAAGCUGAGGAGCAUUUCCGUUGCCUGGGUGGACUACAAGAAGGCAUUUGAUUCUGUCCCCCACACAUGGCUGCUGAAAGUACUUGAGAUGCACGGAAUAUCUCAAAAAGUAAUAGAGCUGUUGAAACACCUCAUGAAAACCUGGAGGACCGCGCUCUCUAUGCGAUCGGGGAAUUCUGCCAUAAGAUCUGAGCAAAUAAAAAUAAAUCGUGGGAUAUUUCAGGGCGAUACACUGAGCCCUAUAUGGUUUUGCCUGGCGCUUAACCCUCUCAGUCUCAUACUCAAAAACACCAAGUAUGGGUAUGUUAUCAGUAAGACCAGACAAGUUGCGAUCACCCACCGCCUUUUUAUGGAUGACCUGAAACUGUAUGGAGCAAACUCCGAACAAUUGAGAAGGAUGUUGGAAAUAGUGGCAGCUUUCAGUGAGUCCAUAGGGAUGGAGAUGGGACUUGAUAAAUGUGCAGUGCUGGAUGUCCGAAGAGGAAAAAUUCAAGAUAGGGCAGAGGGAGCCACAUUGAUGAAUAACAUAACGAUACCUGACCUGGAAAAAGAUAUCCCGUACAGAUAUUUAGGGAUAAAACAAGCACUUGAAGUGAAAACACCAGAGAUGAAAGAAUCUUUUCGAGAGAAGCUCAUGACUAGGGUUCGUUUACUUCUUAGAGCCAAGUUGAAUUCUAAAUCUCUCUUCACGGCCGUCAACAUCUGGGCGAUCCCGAGCGUGGCCUACUCAUUCGGUGUCAUCAGCUGGUCCGCGACUGAGCUCCGCGAUCUGGAUGGGAGGGUGCGAUCCCUUUUGACAAAGUAUGGAGUGCACCACCCCACUCUUCAGUUAUGCGACUUUAUCUCCCAAGAAACCAGGGUGGAAGAGGGUUGA
Coccinella septempunctata (seven-spotted ladybird) is the source of this 3018-nucleotide messenger RNA. RefSeq lists its product as uncharacterized. The transcript is spliced from 3 exons. The record is from RefSeq and is a predicted model, not a curated record. The coding region runs from base 1 to 3018 and encodes 1005 amino acids. NCBI's taxonomy places the organism in Eukaryota, Metazoa, Arthropoda, Insecta, Coleoptera, Coccinellidae.